UCCACGCGUCCGAACACACACACACUUGAAAACAAACAUGGCGGCUGUAGCAGUUGAGCGACCCCCGGUGGAGGAGAAGGUUCGGACUCUGAAGCUCGCCGGACAUGUGGGUUUUGACUCCUUGCCUGAUCAGCUGGUGGCCAAGAGUACGCAGAAUGGCUUCACCUUCAACAUCCUCUGCAUUGGUGAGACGGGGAUGGGCAAGUCUACCCUGAUGGACACACUCUUCAACACCUCCUUCGAGUCCAACCCCGCCCCCCACACCCUGCCGGCCGUCAAGCUCAAGUCUCACACCUAUGAGCUGCAGGAGUCCAAUGUCAAGUUGAAGCUUACCAUAGUGGACACGGUCGGCUACGGGGACCAGAUCGACAAGGGAGACAGCUUCACGGCCAUCGUGGACUACAUCGACAAGCAGUUUGAUGACUACCUGCAGGAGGAGCUCAAGAUCAAGAGGAGCCUCUCGGCCUACCACGACACUCGGACACACGCCUGUCUGUACUUCAUCUGCCCCACCGGACACGGUCUGAAGAGCAUCGACCUGGUGUGCAUGAAGAAGCUGGACUCCAAGGUGAACAUCAUCCCCAUCAUCGCCAAGGCUGACACCAUCUCCAAGGCCGAGCUCAGCAAGUUCAAGCAGCGGAUCAUGCAGGAGAUCAGGACCAACAACAUCCACAUCUACCAGUUCCCCACCAACGACGACACCAUGGCCAAGGUGGUGAACACAGACAUGAACAGCCAGCUUCCCUUCGCCGUAGUGGGCAGCACAGACUUCGUGAGGGUCGGGAACAAGAUGCUUCGUGCCCGCCAAUACCCCUGGGGCACCGUGCAGGUUGAGAACGAGAGCCACUGCGACUUCACCAAGCUGCGGGAGAUGCUGAUCCGCACCAACAUGGAGGACAUGCGCGAGGUCACCCACCAGCGCCACUAUGAACUGUACCGCAAGAAGAUCCUCGAGACGAUGGGCUUCACCGACGUGGGCCAGGACAACCAGCCAGUCAGUUUCCAGCAGACAUUCGAGCAGAAGCGUCUGGAGCACCGCGAAGAGCUGCAGCGUAAGGAGGAUGAGAUGCGACAGACCUUCGUGCUGCGCGUCAAGGAGAAGGAGACGGAGCUGAAGGAGGUGGAGAAGGAUCUCUUCACCAAGUAUGACGCCCUGAAGCGGGAGCACGUGGAGGAGAAGAAGCGCUACGAGGAACUGAAGAAGCGGCUGGACGAUGAGAAGGCAGAGUUCCAGAAGCGCAAGCACCAGGUGUCCACGCAGCAACUCAGCAGCCACACGCUCACCCUUGGCAAGAACAAGAAGAAGUAGACAGGGAACGAAGCACACGGGAAACAGUCAAGUAAGAUGUAAACUCAGGAAUGACGAGGAAAAGCAAGCAGUGAACUCAGCACGUGGAGAUAAACAAGUAAACGGUUAAGUUGGCAAAGGAAAAAGAAAUGAGUAAAAAGCAAACUCGGUAAGAUCAAGAAAAAGUAAACAAGGAACUCAGCGCAUUAUGAUAAACAAGUAAGAAAUGAC
This is a messenger RNA of Eriocheir sinensis (Chinese mitten crab), 1519 nucleotides long. RefSeq names its product septin-2-like. Bases 38 to 1309 code for a protein of 423 amino acids. Lineage: Eukaryota; Metazoa; Arthropoda; Malacostraca; Decapoda; Varunidae. Gene Ontology annotation, molecular function: molecular adaptor activity; GTP binding; GTPase activity. The transcript is spliced from 9 exons. The record is from RefSeq and is a predicted model, not a curated record. Gene Ontology annotation, cellular component: septin complex; cell division site; septin ring. Gene Ontology annotation, biological process: cytoskeleton-dependent cytokinesis.